GACAAUUGGAGUAACCCGCCCUUGUAAUGAAAAGCAACAACACAAAAUAAAAUAUAUGCGCUAAUGUGAUCGUUAAAUCAAUAAAAUGGCAGAGGCUACUUCUUCUUUUUCUGGAACUCAAGUAGUAUCUCAACCUCCACAACAGCCAGCCACCACUCCAGUACAGGUACUGAAGUUGAAAAAUCCCAAAAAUGACAAGAAAGUCAAGUGGACAAACGAAACAGUGGAUAAUGAACAUUUGAACAAAAAGAAGUCCAAGUGCUGCUGCAUCUAUGAGAAGCCUCGCAUGUUUGGCGAGUCCUCAGAUGAGGAAGAAGACCAUGACUGCACGGGGCACUGUAGAGGUCACAAGGACAAGUGUUACCGUGGAGAUGAAGGGAAUCCUGACCAACCUGGCACAAGUGAUAGUUGAUGGACCAGACAUAACGUACUGCUGUUGAUAUUGACACUUUGUUAAAGCUUUGAGGACUUUUCAUAGUUAGAUAGUUAUCAUUUAUGAACAAUGUCAACCAUAUUGAAGUUCAUUCAUUAUGUUGUACCAGUUAGUUAACCCUUUCCCACUCAGAAACAAAGUAAAAAUAGCUAAGUGCAAUCAGCAUAAAACCAAUACAGCCUGCGAGUAACUUGCAGCUUUUCAGGUUUAAUGCUGUUUGCUGCUCAUCAGUGUCUAAGGGUUGGAAAUGAAGCUUUUAAAUCUUUAAUCGAGUAAGAAAGGACUUUAAUUGAAUUUGAUUUUCAAGGCGAUUUGUUGCUCAGUGGUAAAGGGUUCACGAGCCAUCAUGUCUGACACGAUGAUCAAUGCUAAGCAUGAGCUAAAAUCAUUUUCACACAUAGUUGAUUACAUUCUAUAUUCAGAACUUAUGUUCAGACAUUGUGGAAGGGGUUUGAUUUCUCCUGCUUACAGCUGAUUUCCUCCCUUGCAAUCUCAAACUACUGUUACAAAUAUUUAUUAACUUUUAUGAAUCUGUUUAUAAAUGAGUAGAUCAAUUGAACUCUGUCAGGGGGAAGAGCGUUGUCCUACUCUGCAUUGGUUCACCAGGGCUCAACAUUAACCGAAAAACCAACUUGCCCUGCCGGGCAAGUACUUAGAAAAUCUACUUGCCCUGAACGUAAAGCCACUUGCCCAAACAUGAAAUAUCCCAGCACCUGUAAACCUCAUAUUUAAGUAAAGUUCAAAAUGAUACACUACAAAACCUUUUUUUUUAACAUUUAACAAAAUAAAUACAGCAAUUUAAGUCUAAUUUAAGUCUAAAUUAAAUGCUCUUUGUUCUUUUUUGCACUUUUCCGGGCGGACAACUAGAUAAAAUAACUUGCCCGGACCCAACUUUUACAUGCCAGGGGCAAUAGGAAAACCAUUAAUGUUGAGCCCUGAUUCACACAAAUAUGUAUUUGACUGAGCAAUAACUAGAAAAGUAAAUUAAAAAAAAUCUUGCAGUGAAAUAAGUUAUUCAGCAAUUACUAGUGAUGGGUGCAUUUUAGAGUGUGUUGACAGUGAAAUAUUCAUGCUUGGCACACAAAAGAGAUUUUAAUUAUCAAUUCUCAAUAAUUUAUUUACAAGAAUUAAGGGAAUUUAGUGGAAAUGAACAUGGGUGUAUGGCUAUUCAUGGAAAUAUCUCCUAAACACUUGUUAAAGUUCUUACCAGAUGUGUGUGUACAUCAAAGAAUCUUGUAUUGUAUACUUUCAGUACUAUUUGAGUGUAGAAGCUGUGUGUCCUGCAAUAAUAUACAAAUAUAUAUGAAUGGAAUAUAAGUUGUAUGGAAUCAAUAUACUUUUAUGGUGAAGAUUUCCAUACCAUUUCUUGUAAAAUAUAUAAAUAAAUAGUCACUCUUAAUAUAUCUGAACAACAUUUAGGGCAGUAGAACCAUGAUUUAUUGAAUUGUGUGUUUUUUAAUCUUUUUCUUUAAUAAGAUAAUGUUUGAACUUGUAUUAUUUCUUUUACUGGUAUUUUUGUUAACAUGUUUGAAAUAAUCAUUUGAACAUUAUUCUUGAUUAUUAAACACCCACCAAAUCUCUGUUGGACCUUUUUUAAAAUAAUUAUAAAGCUCUCAGCUUUCUUAAGGCAUAUGAUGUACCGGUGUAAGUUUGUUGUAAAUGAAGGGUUAUACAUUUUGCUGUUCUUCAAAAUGAUUCGCUAAAUUAAGUUAAUACCAUGUUAGAAAACAUGUAUGCAACGAACAGACUAAACUAUAAAUAUCCUUACCCAUGGAUAAAUGGAACUCUGUUGUUUAGUACAAACUUUUAAUCAUUAAAACUAAGCUUAUAGCUUUGUGAAUGGUAGCUUGGACAUACUUUUCUGUGAUAUGUUUUCUAUUUUACUUCACAUUUUCCCUUUGCUUUUAUGAGUAGGUAAUUAUUGUUCAUGUAUGUGUAGUAGAGAACAGACUUUAAACUCUUGUCUUUAAAGAUUCAAUCUGUUGGCUUUAAUUUAAAAACAACAACACAAUUUUAAAUUUUAUAUUUUUUGUUGAUGGUUUGUUAGAGGAAUAGUUAUAAUAGUAUUUAGUUGAUUUGUGUUUACAAUUUUUUAUAUUAAAGUAUUUAGAUGUAUUUUAAUGAUCGUAAAUAAGAAAUUGCUCCGUUUAUUUAUUUUGUUGGGGAACUUCUAAAAAACACAGAUCUGUCAAUAAAGACAAAUAAACAUUUAGUCAUGUACAGGUAGUCAUUAGUUUCGGCUACUCAACACAGGCCACAUAAGUUAUUGCCAAUUUAAGAAUUGUUAUCGUUUUUGUUUGUUAUGUUUGUCAUACUUGUAGAAAAUAUAACAAAUUUAAAAAGACAUGAUUAUGCUUCACGUGUCUACAUUAUUAGCAGCAUCAUGCUUAAAUGGACCUUGUGCCAUGUCCAGCCAGCAUAGCUUCAGACCAGACUACUGGAUUGCAAUGUCCGCCUUAAAGACUGCAAUGUCCGCUAUAAAGACUGCAAUGUCCGCUAUAAAGACUCGCAAUAUUUUGUGGUCUCAUUUGCAGACAAGGUAGCUCCAGACCGGACUGCGCUGAUGCCCAGGCUGGUCCACCCGUAGGCUGGCUGCAUAUGGCAUAACAUUUUCGUAUGAUGAUUUUACCAGAACAAAAGUGCGCAUUGUUAACUGUAUUGUCUUAAUCAGCAUCGCUUUAAUGUAUCCUAAAAUCUAGUAUUCAAUCUGUAUAAGGUAUAGCCCUCCAGUGUAUUGUCUGUUAUAAUUGUUUAUUAAUUAUUGGUAGAGUGAUGUGUUUAAAUUGCAAUACAUCUGCAUGACUUAUCAUGUGUGUUGGAAUAAUUAAUGUUUAAUAUUGUGCAAAUGAACUUAGCAUAUAUUGGAUGUUACUGAUUAUUA
Messenger RNA from Dreissena polymorpha, 3314 nucleotides. Its product is annotated as E3 ubiquitin-protein ligase PPP1R11-like. Gene Ontology annotation, molecular function: protein phosphatase 1 binding; protein serine/threonine phosphatase inhibitor activity. Gene Ontology annotation, cellular component: nucleus. The record is from RefSeq and is a predicted model, not a curated record. The transcript has 4 exons. The coding region runs from base 86 to 412 and encodes 108 amino acids. Lineage: Eukaryota; Metazoa; Mollusca; Bivalvia; Myida; Dreissenidae.